CUCCAAACUCCAAAGUCCAAACUUUAAAAAGUGCCAAAUUUUGAAAAGUUAUCUUCAGGGGGAUUGGUCCACAUGUUUCUGUACAAAUCCGACCGUUGUGAGUCCUCGUUCAUUUCAUUUUCAAAUUUCGAGCACAACUGCAUCGCUCUCUCGUCUCGCCUCUCUCUCUCUCUCUCUCUCUCUCUCUCAUUGUUCCCCCUUGCUCUAAACGCCCUUCUCUCUUCAUGGCGAUUGCUGCAGAUACCCAGCCAGAAGAAAAGGCACCUUCAGAGGUUUCAUCGGGGGAGAAAAGGAGGUGGAUUCUCAAUGAUUUUGACAUUGGGAAGCCUCUUGGACGUGGGAAGUUCGGCCAUGUCUAUUUGGCAAGGGAAAAGAGGAGUAAUCACAUUGUGGCAUUAAAAGUGCUUUUCAAGAGCCAGUUGAAACAGUCGCAGGUUGAGCACCAGCUUCGUAGGGAAGUUGAAAUACAAAGUCAUCUUCGACACCCCAAUAUUUUACGCCUCUAUGGAUACUUCUACGAUCAAAAACGAGUGUAUUUGAUAUUAGAAUAUGCAGCCAAAGGUGAACUCUAUAAAGAACUACAGAAGAGCAAAUACUUCAGCGAGAGACGUGCUGCUACAUAUGUUGCAUCAAUAGCUCGGGCUCUUAUAUAUUGCCAUGGUAUGCAUGUAAUACACAGAGAUAUUAAACCGGAGAACCUUUUGAUUGGUGCACAGGGGGAACUUAAGAUUGCAGAUUUUGGGUGGUCAGUGCAUACAUUUAACCGUAGGCGGACCAUGUGUGGCACGCUGGAUUACCUUCCACCAGAGAUGGUUGAGAGUGUGGAGCAUGAUGCAAAUGUGGAUAUUUGGAGUCUCGGUGUCCUGUGCUAUGAGUUUCUUUAUGGGGUUCCUCCUUUUGAGGCAAAGGAACACUCAGACACAUACAGAAGGAUUGUACAAGUGGAUUUGAAAUUCCCUCCCAAACCAGUAGUCUCUUCUACUGCAAAGGACCUUAUUAGUCAGAUGCUCAUAAAGGAUUCUUCGCACCGCCUACCUCUACACAAGCUUCUUGAGCACCCAUGGAUUAUUCAAAAUGCAGAUCCUUCUGGAGCCUAUAGAGGUUAAUUUUCCUGGAGGAUGUUGAUAACAUUCUUGAUCACAGGUUGCUGGAGCAUGUGUGCUUUGGUGAUUCUGAUCAAUUAGUAACGAAAAUGAUUCUCCUCAAGGAAGGAGUCUUGUGAAAACGUUUGUGCAAGGCAGGUCUGAUAUCUCUGUGCAAGAUCACUGUUCUAGUUUGUAGAAUUAAAAACAUUUCUCGAAGGUUAUUUUGUGUGCCAUAUCUGUUGUAAUUUAUCGAUUCUUCCUUUACUGGUUUUUUGGCCCCAAGGAAUAACACAAUGUCCUCCUUUUUUUUACCUAAUAUUUUGCUUAUUUCCA
This is a messenger RNA of Malania oleifera, 1418 nucleotides long. Its product is annotated as serine/threonine-protein kinase Aurora-2. The record is from RefSeq and is a predicted model, not a curated record. Gene Ontology annotation, cellular component: spindle microtubule; spindle midzone; spindle pole centrosome. The transcript is spliced from 9 exons. Bases 225 to 1106 code for a protein of 293 amino acids. NCBI's taxonomy places the organism in Eukaryota, Viridiplantae, Streptophyta, Magnoliopsida, Santalales, Ximeniaceae. Gene Ontology annotation, biological process: protein phosphorylation; mitotic spindle organization; regulation of cytokinesis. Gene Ontology annotation, molecular function: protein kinase activity; ATP binding.